GUUUGUUUUUGGAAAUCGGACGCUGAUUGGCUGUUUGUGUGAGGAAAAGCCGGUUUAAACUGGGGGGCGGGAGUGUGUUCAGUUUGAAUCAGGGAAACAGCACAGCCUGCUCGGACCCCUAACGCACCGACACACGGAGCAUCCGGAUCAUUAGCACUCAUGGCCUCCCAAAACAUGGACCCCGCAGCGACAGCAGCUUCCUCUACAGCCGCUCUGAAGGGCAGUGAGAGCGGCAGCAGCUCGGCCAAAGGCUCGGUGUCCAAACGGUUACAGCAGGAGCUCAUGACUCUGAUGAUGUCAGGUGAUAAGGGCAUCUCAGCAUUUCCAGAAUCAGAUAAUCUCUUCAAAUGGAUCGGGACCAUUGAUGGAGCUCAGGGGACGGUGUAUGACGGUCUCAGGUACCGGCUGUCUCUCGAGUUUCCGGCUGGUUAUCCAUAUCAGGCUCCUCGUGUGAAGUUCGUCACUCCGUGUUUUCAUCCCAACGUGGACGAACAAGGUUUCAUCUGUCUGGACAUCCUGAAGGACAAAUGGUCGGCGCUCUAUGACGUCCGCUCCAUCCUGCUGUCCAUCCAGAGCCUGCUGGGAGAACCGAACAACGAGAGUCCUCUGAACACGGCCGCUGCUGAACUCUGGGACAAUCAGGAAGCCUUUAAAGCUCAUCUACACUCGACCUUCCAGAAGUGAAGCAGCUCCACUUCUUCUUGUUUUGUCGUCUGUGUUUGUACAAUAUUUUUAUGUUUGUUCACAGUGCUGUGUCAAUAAAGUUCUUAAUUC
Molecule: messenger RNA, 774 nt
Organism: Chelmon rostratus (copperband butterflyfish)
Lineage: Eukaryota; Metazoa; Chordata; Actinopteri; Chaetodontiformes; Chaetodontidae
Gene: ube2c
Product: ubiquitin-conjugating enzyme E2C
Exons: 7
Coding region: 160-684 (174 amino acids)
Source: RefSeq, a predicted model, not a curated record